AUGAUGCCGAUUUCGGUUAACGUCACCGUCCAAAAGCCGCUCCCCGGGUUCAAGUCUGACACGACAAACACCAAGGCGGUCCAGCGGCGGUCCACACAGCAGCCGACAAAUCGGCUCAGGUUCGACUUGAACUGCCGCUAUUACGCGACUCGAGAUGAUGUUCCCCAGUGUUUAACAUCCCUGUGGAGGUAUCUGCUUCUCCCUAAGCACCAAAAGCAACUGGCAGGAUGGGAGUUGCUGGGGAGAAAGCUGAGACGUGGGCAAAAUAUCGAAGACAAGACGCCGAAGAUCGUGUUUUUGGAAAUGAGAUUUGCUCAUAUUUGGCUGACCUACGACCAAAUGGGCGUUGCAAGACGUGCGUUUCUGGAUACUAUGGAAGCCCUAAGAGACAUCAUGUCAGGGUUAGCGAGGGCGAAUGCCGACGAGCGAGGUACCCUCGAUUGGGGAAAAGUCUUUUCGUUUGCCUGUCAUCCUCGCAUUGCCGGUGAAUGUAGGAGGCCGUGGGGCAUUGAGCCGGCAGGUUACUACUGCCACCCUCUCGAACAGGGCGGGCCAAGUGGUAGUGCGCAGAAGGCAACCCAAGAGCUUCUCCUCAAGUACAUGGAGGUGACAGACCCUGUUUGUGGAAUGACCUUGGCGACGACCUCGAGUUCCGUCGCCCUUCGAGAGGCUCGUAGGCGAGUGGACCGGAGCGACGACAACACACAACCUCUCUGGAAUGCCAUUUUGUUUUCUUCGGUUCUCAGGUCCGACCCUCUUCAGCUCGAUGUUGACUUGGCCGUCUUCACAACGAAGAAGGUCGUCAAGUGGUACGACGAGCUUCUUUCCUUGUGUAAGGUUGCUGUGCAAUCUCAAGGCAUCGAGAGUCGAGUGGACAAGGCGGUCACCCUUGCCAAACAACUACAAGUAGUGUCCGAACGGGAGACCGCCGCAUCAGGAAGAGUAUCGGUCACAUCCGAGUCCGCGUCCGAGAAGACUCUCUGUGGCGAGAAAGAUUGGGGUCUAGGCAAGGUGACUGUUAUUGAAAUCGAGGAUGUCAAAGAUUCGGCGAGGUACGAGAACGGAGAGGAGUUGGCUCAGCCCAAAAAGGCAAGAUGGUGGAGAAGAGUGCUGGCGUCUUUCGUCACGAAAGUCCAGGUCUCGAAUCGCCAACGGCAACAGGAUGAGGCAAGCAAGCUUGUUCGCCGUUCGUUGGAGAUCAGCCGCAUAAGAACCGAGCUGAGCAAAAGUGUUGUUGAGUUUAGCGCCGAAGUCGAGCAACUCCGGCUUGCAGCCAGAGGGUUUAUUUUGCAGCUGAAAUUACAGACCAAAUGGCGUCAGGUCCAGGCAGUGGCACAAAGACCCGGGGUGACCAUGGCCGAGGUUAGCAAAGUGACGACUGUCAAUAUUGACCACUUGUCGUGUGAGCGACGGCGGACGCAGGCGAUCCUCGAGAAAGUGAGCAAAUUGAAUCGGGCAGACGAUGCCAUGAUGCAGGGAGCAAGAGAGAUUUUGGGGCGUAGCAAGAGACUCAACAAGGAGCUCAAGAGCUUGCACAAGGACCUGAAGAAACACGCUUAUCAAUAUGAACCCAGAGCAAGCUUGGGUCGGCGAGGGACACUUUCGCUCGCGUGGGGACAUGUCAAUGUGGGCUUCUGA
Colletotrichum acutatum is the source of this 1638-nucleotide messenger RNA. RefSeq lists its product as uncharacterized. The coding region runs from base 1 to 1638 and encodes 545 amino acids. The record is from RefSeq and is a predicted model, not a curated record. Lineage: Eukaryota; Fungi; Ascomycota; Sordariomycetes; Glomerellales; Glomerellaceae. The transcript has 5 exons.